AUGCUGGGACGAAUAGGAACGGCACGCGGACAACUGGGGGGGCAGUACCACUAUGCUGAGGCACUGACUGGGCAGUAUCUGCCGCUGCCGCCGCCAGUCCUCCAGCACUAUACAUCGCGCCUGCGAGAGUGUCUAGGGAACCUCGCAAUGGCGCCAAGGGUAUUCGAGGCCAUGUUGCACGACGAGGCGUUCCACCGCGACGUGAACAGCAUGUACAACAGGGAAUUUGUGGAGCUGCUGAGGGGCGUGGGGUACAAGUGGCUGCGCACGCACUCCGCAGACAACUUGAGCCGCACUCAGCAUGCCGAGGACAAAGACGCGGACACCGACCUCGCCGAGGAGGCCGACGCGGGGACAGUGGCGGCCACUGCCACCGCAGGCCAGAACCUCCCGGUUGCAAGCGCGGAGGCGGAGGUGGGGCAGGAGCGUGAGGGGAAGCCGGAGACCGCGGCGACAGCCAAGGGCGAUGACGGCUACAAGGACCUGCACUCCAUGCUGCUGCUGUUGACGGUGAUGGGGGCGCCGUACCGCAUGGUGCGGGAUGAGGGCUGCCUUGCGAUGCCGGGCAACAUCCGCCUGCUGCUGUGCCGCGAGCCAUCGAUUGUCUACCUCGGCCUUCUUCUUAACUUCACGCAGAUGCAUUUGCCAGACAAGGCGCUCGACGGCGUUGCCCUGAUGCGGGCGGUGGCCCACGGGUGGGGCCCCUCACCCACCUUUGAGGAUGUUGUGAAGUCUGCGCUGCGGGCGCGGCAGCGGCGCAGGCAGCACGCGGGGGCGUGUCGCGAGCAGGACGAGGACGCCGCGGCGCUGCAGCUCCCUGACUUUGUGAAGGACCCGCUGCGACUUUUCCACGAGAGGAUGUUGCCACGGUCCGCGCGGAGCGGCGCCACUCAGCCCGACGCCGUGCAGAUGAGCGAGACGGUGCUGCGGAACAUGGCGGCCGCCGCGGGGGAUGCGGAGCGGCUGCUGUGGUGGUGCCGCUGCCGGCUGCUGUGCACGCAGCUGCUGCCGAGCUCGGAGCGGGAGGAGGUGCUCGCGGGGCCCCUGAGCGCCUUCUUCCGCAGCAUCUGGCGCACGGAGCGGCUCUUCCCCGCCAUCCUGGAGGAAGCCGACCUCGACGACGACGAGGAGGAGGAGGAGGAGGAGGCCGAGCUGCGCCCGGCGGUGGCGCAGGCGGCGACGCUCGUCGGGACGAUCGCCGACGUCGUGCACGCCUGGCACUUUGCGCUGCGCGGGUGCGCCGUAAUUUCCGGCCUCCUCUCGAUGCGCUACGUGCAGAACCCGCUGGAGGCCGUGAGCUGCAUCGUUCCGCGGCACCGCAAGUUCCAGGAGGGCAGCCACCGCUGCCUCGCGGAGGACUGGCAGUUCCGACUCCUCACGGAGUACCACAGCACCCACCUCGCGCUCUUCACGGCCCCGAACGCCACGGGACACGCCGCGAUGGUGCCGGCGAUGGUGGCGCAGCUGACCGACAUCCUGCGCUUCCAGCCCCACUACUGCGCGGUGCAGCUCAUGCGCAGCCUCGCGCUCGCGCGGGAGGGCGCGAACACGUCGAUAGCGCUCAACCACGGCCUGGUCCGCGCCGUCGCGACGGUGAUGCGGACGUACUUGGAUGAGCAGCAGCCGCCGCCGCCGGGCGAGGCGGGGUAUGCGCAGCAGCACGCCCGCCGAAGGCGCGGAACGGAGCGCACCCUCGUGUAUGGCUGGACCUACGAGGCGGUGCGGGUCCUGCGCUGGUGCUUUUUUGUGCUGGAGCGGCUCGCCACCGUCUCGACGCACGAGUCGAUAAACCCAAUUGUCUUUCUGCUCACCCCAGACGAGGAGGACGGCUACGAGCUUUGCCAGCACAUAUGCAAGAGAAUCCUGCACCCCGAUGGACACCCCGUGCUUCUCGCCGCCGCGUUUCGUUUUUUUGCGGCCUGCAUCCACCACAACGUCCGCGACGUGGUGCCCGCGUUGCUUCAGCGGGGUCUACUGCACACCAUUUUGGACAUUGGCGAGAACCCCACGCUUCUCAAGCGGUACAACCAGCGCACCCUCGGGGCGGCAUCGGCCGCCGCAGCAAACGACCCACAGAGUGCGGAACAAGGAGAGACCACAGCUGCCCAGUCGGCCGAGAAGGCAGGCAGCUCUGAUGGCAGGCUUCCUGACACAUCCGCCCCGCCGACGAGCGAGACGGAGGAUGCUGCACAACGCGCCACUGCUGCCUCUAGUAGCGACACCGACGCCACGGCCUUGGUGGACCCAAUGGCGUACUAUGAACAGGCUCUCCCGAUGUUAGACCUUUGCAGCGUUUUACAGGCCUUUGCGGUGCAUAACAGUACCCAUGCACAGCUUUGCAAGCCACAGUUGAUGUGGAGCCUAGUUUGGGCGCUCGUCGUGCCUGUUUCCCCUGCAUCAUCCGCGACGGUAGCGGGGGCACCGACGCCGCUGCGUGUAAGCACCCGAGCCGCCACGGCUGCUGGCAAGGAUCUCAUGUCGCUGCUUCGCACGCUGCCCUAUUUGCUGGACGACUUCUUGGAUGCCUGCUUCAAGACGCUUUCAGGCCUCGUGGCGGCGUCGCAGCGCGAGAACCCACCCGAGGAGGUUGCACUCUCCAUUUGGAACAUAAUUGCGUUGCUCGCAGGGGCAGAGUUUCGUCAACUGACGCAGCGCGUUCAACACCGACGUCAGCGCAACCAUGUACCCGACCGGAACACGUUGACGGGUGAAAUGAUCGUGCAGAUGUUUGCUAGCCACAGUGUGGCGCUGUCACAGACGAUACGGGCGCUUUUGCAAUUACCGCAGCGAAUGACCGUCGUUUCUACCAACUACACCGUCCUGAGCUUGUUUGUGAGCAACGUCCCCUUGCCGAUGCUCGACGCAAUCUCCACUGUGAUUCUCAGCCACGUCAAGAGGCUCGCUGAACUCGUCCAGGCCUCUGGGUUGGCGCCGAACGGCGGCCUCAGCGAGGGGCAGGCGAGCUCCCUCCUGCUGCUCUCGUGGGCCUUCUGCAAGUUCCAGACCUCGCUCCCGCAGGCCAUCUCAAAGCUUCGGUGCGAGUUGGGCAACCUGCUCUUCGACACCUAUGUCGCGCUGGAGGUGGCGGGCGGCAGGGUCGCCUCCCCCACCAGCCGCGACGAGGGGGAUCGCCCCGCCCCGGAGCCGACGCCUGCGGAAGUGGAGGGGUACGGGGCCGUUUUGGCGGCCUCACGCUUCGCCGCCCCCGCGGCCGCCUCGGCGCCACUCUCGUCAGAGAUGGACUUUGCCGCGGAGUGGCCGUGGUCGCCUGGGAUGAGCUACCCGGAGGGCUCGCUCUACCCGGCGCCGGAGGCGCGGGUGUCGCCAGAUGCCGCCGACGCGGAGCGAGGGACGUUGAGCGCGGUGGACCUUUUCCGUCAAAGCAUUGCGCUGAUGCUUGCCCCACCCGCUGAUCGCCGCCGACAGUAUUUCUCUCCCAGCCGCGUGUACCGCCACCACGGCCUCCUGUCGCCAAACCAGCAGUGCCUGUUGCCCGUGGGCAUCACCCACCUGCUGGGUGGGGCGGAGAAGGUCUUGAAAUCCAUCACGCAGAGCAUGCGGGGGGCCGUUGAAUGGCAUCUGGAAGCGUUGAAGGUGGACGCCAAGGAUAGCGUGAUUGCCGCGGGGAUUCAGAAGACACUCCGCGCCGUCGCCCUGGAUGCGUUGGAAGUGUCGAAGCUGAAGGAGUUGGAGAUGCGACUGCGCUUCGCCGAGGGACCGACCUCCAUCAUUUGGCGGAAUGGCAGCAACCCGGACAUCGGUUUUACGGUGCUUUUUACGAGCGUUCUUCUGUACCUGCAGUUCAUAACGGAAAGCAUUUUGCCGCGUAGCAAGGCACCACACGCUGCAGCGGCUACCGUCACAGACAGUGGCGCAAUGACGACACGCGUUCGUUGCGAGGAGGAUAUGAGCGACGAGGCUGCGGGGGCGGCGCCGGCGUCGUCGUCGUCGUCGAAGCUCCUGGCUGUCGUGACCUCCCUGACGCGCAUUUUUGAACUGCUUCUGAAGGUGACUUCGGAGCGGAGCUCGGCCCGCCGCCCCUGGGUGCAGCCACUCCUGUACUUUGCGCUUGUCGUUUGGCAAGACCACGGCCUCAGCUUUUCCCCCAGUGAUGACGCUUGGCAUCUUGCCGCGGCUGUUGGACUUCGGCACGGACAUCUUCGACGGCAACGCCGACCGGUCGCUGGCGACGGUGCUUGCGCACAUUUCCGAGAACGAGAAUAG
Trypanosoma conorhini is the source of this 4224-nucleotide messenger RNA. RefSeq names its product putative ubiquitin-protein ligase-like. The record is from RefSeq and is a predicted model, not a curated record. Lineage: Eukaryota; Euglenozoa; Kinetoplastea; Trypanosomatida; Trypanosomatidae. Bases 1 to 4224 code for a protein of 1407 amino acids. The transcript has a single exon.